CCCUCCUCCGGCGUCUCGCGUAUCCUGUCCUUCCUCUGCGAGACUCCGCUUCCAAGGCUUCUGUGGAUUGUCUCCUGCAGCCUCAAAAACUAAAUCCAGAAGACUUGGAUCCAGCCACUUACUGGCAACAUCUUAGUUUGGAAGCUCGGACUGCAAGCCAGCCUUGCAGGGCUGACUUUCUUGGAUUCCCCCCACAACCUUGCAGAGGUUCUUAAAUCCCAUGUAAAAUGCUGGCUAAGCAUAAAAUAAGGAAGUUAUUGCACAUGGUGCCAGGAAAAAAGCGCUUUGGUGUGUAUAGAUUUCUUCCUUUUUUCUUUAUCCUUGGAGGUGCUAUGGAGUGGUUUAUGAUCAAUGUCCGAAUUGGAAAAGAGACAUUUUAUGAUGUUUACCGUAGAAAGCAAUCUGAAAGACAGCAUGAAAGUUUGGAACAAAGAUGAUUUUUUGUUUCUGAGUAGCUCAUGAAUUAUGAAACCUUUAUUAUACACCAGAUGUUUACUGUUAAAUUAAAAUACUUGUUUAAGUUUUCAAAUCAAACACUGUGAUAGUAGCUGGUACCAUGGGAUGUGGUUUUCACACCCAGGCUGAAGGUACAAUGCCAGCUGCUUCCAUAUCACAUUCUGCAUCAGUAUCGAGAAUAAGAGAUUGGAUUUAUACCCCACCCUUCACUCGUAGUCUCAGAGCCAUUUACAAUCUCAUUUCCCUUCCCCUCCCCACAACAGCCAUCCUGUUAGAUAGGUAGGACUGAGACAGCUCUGACAGAAACUCGUGACUGUCCCAGGGUCACACCAGCAGCUGCAUUUGGAAGUGAAGAAUUAAGCCUGGUUCUCCCAGAUUAGAGUGUGCGCUCUUAACCACUAUCUAUGGCUGUGGUAAUCCACAACCAGCAGCAACCAAAGCAAUGCAGCUCUGCAAACAGAUGAUCUUGAAUUUUUCCAGGAAGCAAUAUUGUGUUUUCUUAGAUGUUGACCAGAGGAAUGGGAGUCAGCUGGAGCUGCAGAUUGACUUCACUGAACUCUUCCAAUAGAGUAAGGGGAGCAGGGUCCCCAUUAGUCUGUCCUAGGUUUCUUAUCCUCUUCCCACAGAAUAAGGGAAAUCCUUGUUGAACUGACAAGUCUUGUCAUGCCUCCCAUUUAGUUGUCUCCUUCUUCCACCAUUGUGGAUGUAGAGAAUGGAUUUUCCUGGGCUAUAUAUGGGUAUCCAGAAACUGUGUAAGAUGACUGAUUAUAUUGCAUUUUAGAAGUUGGGAUUUAUCCUGUUUGAGACUAAAUUUAAUCAUUAAUUUAUAUGCGUACCACUGCAAACUUGCUAUAUUGAAUCUUUUUUCAUUUAGGAAUGAUUUUGCCAUGGCUUUAUCUUCAGACAAAAUAUUGUAUCUCAAGGGAGUGUUCAGCCUAAUUACAAGACAGUAAUAUCAA
Messenger RNA from Heteronotia binoei (common prickly gecko), 1415 nucleotides. Its product is annotated as ubiquinol-cytochrome-c reductase complex assembly factor 5. The record is from RefSeq and is a predicted model, not a curated record. The transcript has 4 exons. The coding region runs from base 228 to 437 and encodes 69 amino acids. Lineage: Eukaryota; Metazoa; Chordata; Lepidosauria; Squamata; Gekkonidae.